This is a messenger RNA of Pocillopora meandrina, 795 nucleotides long. NCBI's taxonomy places the organism in Eukaryota, Metazoa, Cnidaria, Anthozoa, Scleractinia, Pocilloporidae. The record is from the annotation of a GenBank genome assembly.
CGUAUUUGGCUAAAACCCCGGUCGCAGAUAUUUUGGGAAGAGACUUGCCAAGAUUGGGAAGAAAAGGACUGGAAUGAGAAUUUCCACAUGUCUAAAGAAGCAUUUAAUCGCCUUUGCCGAGAACUUUCGCCACAUAUCUCUAAAAGGGACACCAAUUACAGGAAAGCCAUUACAGUGCGCCAUCGAGUUGCCAUAACAUUAUAUUAUUGGCUCGCGGACACGGCUCACUUUCGAACGAUCUGAAAUCUAUUUGGUGUCGGAAAAUCCACUGUUUGUGGUAUUGUGCGACAGGUAUGCGAGGUGAUAGUGAACGUUCUUCUUCCCAAUUAUAUAAACGUUCCCCAAAAUCAACAUGAAGUCCAAGAAAAAAUUGAAGGUUUUAAAAGUCGCGCGGGCUUUCCCCAGGUGGUUGCAGCAGUCGAUGGUUGCCAUGUCCCAGUCAUUGGACCUCGGCAAAGUCCAGAUGAUUAUGUUAACAGGAAGGGAUUCCACUCAUUAAUCCUUCAGGGGCUAGUAGAUUGUUAUUAUCUAUUUCUUGAUAUAUGUGUUGGAUGGCCGGGUAAAGUACACGACGCACGUGUCUUCAAGAACUCUCCAUUGUUUGCCUUGUGUUGUGCCAGAGCUUUUCUUCCGCUCGAUAUGUCGGUGAUGAUAUCUGGUGUACAAGUUCCUCCCCUGAUAUUAGGUGACUCAGCUUAUGCUCUCAGCAAUUGGCUGAUGAAACCAUAUAUUGAUCGUGGAAAUCUGACCCCGGAGGAACGCAGUUUCAACAUAAAACACAGCACGACUAGAGUA